Molecule: messenger RNA, 2143 nt
Organism: Schizophyllum commune H4-8
Lineage: Eukaryota; Fungi; Basidiomycota; Agaricomycetes; Agaricales; Schizophyllaceae
Product: P-loop containing nucleoside triphosphate hydrolase protein
Exons: 2
Coding region: 1-2040 (679 amino acids)
Biological process (GO): double-strand break repair via homologous recombination
Cellular component (GO): chromosome; cytoplasm
Molecular function (GO): ATP binding; 3'-5' DNA helicase activity; four-way junction helicase activity
Source: RefSeq, a predicted model, not a curated record
AUGCCAUACCAGUUCGCAUCCGAUUGGGGGCGAAAGCUCUGCACAAAGAUCAUCUCCGAACGUCUGCACGAGCACCCGCAUGACCACCAACUCGAAGUCGUUACCAACGCCCUCGAUCGCAAAGAUGUACUUGCCGUAACAUAUACCGGCAGCGGCAAGUCCGGCUACAUCUACAUGCUCGUCGCGGUCGUGGACGCCAUAAUCUGCAACCCUCAGCUCUGCCCGACAGCGCGCUUCCCUCAGAAUCCGGUCAUAGUGGUGAUUUGCCCGACUAUAUCCUUGGAGGAGGACUUGGAGCGAAAGAUGAAGAAGUACCACAUUGAGUCGAUGGUCCUCAGCAAGGAGAGGCGAGAGGAGUUCCAGCGGAAGGGCAUCGACAUCUUCAAGGCGAUCGAAACUGGCAGUCAUCGCGUCCUCCUCAUGACGCCCGAGAUGCUCACCUCGCCGGGAUUCACUGCACUAAUCAACAAACCCACCUUUCGUCAACGUCCUAUCGCCCUCAUGGUUGACGAAGUGCACUUGAUGUACGUCUGGGGACGUCAAUUUCGAACUCAGUACACGCAGAUCGGCAACGCUCGUGCGCGCUUUGCAAGCAGUCCACGACUACCUCUUGUUGCCUUCACAGCCACUCUUCGUCGCGGCCCAACCCCCGAUACAUCCCCAUUCCACUCGAUCCAGCGCUUUCUUGGCCUAUCCGCAAGCGACCUUCACGUCGUUCAUCGCUCGUGCGCGCGUUACGAGAUGAAGAUCACGCUCCGCCCGUUUCCUCAUGGCAAACAGAGCGAGCGGUAUACGGAGCUGGACUGGCUGCUAAACGCGCCUGGCAAGACGCUCGUAUUCUGCUCUAGUAUCAGAUGGGGCAGCAAGAUUGCGUCGUAUCUCAUUCAGAAAGCCCGUCAAACGGCAUGCACAAACUACCCGCGCACCUACCACCGCCUUCACAGUGCGGAGUAUAAUCAAGAGACUCUCGACCACCUCCGCAACAGUGCUUCUGCACUUGUCAUUGCUACGGACACCCUUUCCGUGGGCAUGGACCUCGCGGGUAUCGACUUGGUGGUUGUUAUAGAUCCCGCGGACAUUGACGAUGGACUGCAGAAGGCAGGUCGUGCCGGACGGGAUCCCGCGCUCGUCCCCGAGCCGCACGCCAUCCUCUAUCUUCCAAACAAGACCUUCUACGAUCCCAACUCGCUGCUUCUUGAAGCCAGCGCCAGUCCUGGCAAGCGCAUUGAUACAACGCUGCCACGCCUCGCCCUCGCCGACUGCAAAUUGAAGAAUAUCGAUGAGCAAUAUGGCAACAACCCCACGGAGGCGCCAUGCUCGUGUCCGUAUUGUGCUGCUCACCCGCGCGCGCCCUUUCCCUCGCCGUGCCACUGCUCUGGCUGCUCACCCGAGCCGCUGAAGGAGGCUGCCGUCAAGGCUGUCGUCGAGAAGCCGAAGGUUUCGACGUCCGUACAGAUCACGAAGCGUAUGCGUGAGCAGGCCUUGCCUUACCUCGUGCGCUUUCGCGAGCGUCUCGCGCGCCAGCUUGCGGAGGACCCAAGCGGUGACUAUGACCUUCCGCCUGUUGCUGUGCUUUCGGAUCGCGAAGUGGAGAAGAUGCUGCUAUUGAUGCAGAUGCCCGCCCACGACUUUAUAGCUGUCGCAGACGCUUGGUCGUCAUAUCUCGCUAACGAAAUACCCAAUCCUUGCGCUCCCGAGACCCCGGCAUCGUCAGCCGCGUCUCUUGCUCCGGCUGCCGAGUCUGCAGACAUUCACCCUCCCUCGGUCUCUUCCCUUCCGCUAUCAGCACACCCGGUUCUUCAACCUAUCGUCAAGGAUAACAUCGCUUUCGUUGACGACAAGUAUGCUGUACAGCUACUGCAGGCUAUGCUCAUCUUACACGAGGAGUUCGAGGCCGCCAGACGAGUCGAAAAAGACAGGCGGAACGCGCAAAAUCGAGCACGGCGGCAAGCCAAGAUAGCAGCUGAGAAAGAGGCGAAGUUGGAGGAUGUUGAAUGCUCGGUUCCAGCUGUAGAUGAGUCAGACAGUAUGUCCGAAUGAUUGAUUAUCUCUACUCCUCGUCUGUCUCGUCCAAAUCCCCUCGGUCAACUUCUGGUAAUUCUAUAUCGCUAUCGUCACUCUCCUCCUCUUCGCCUUCGCCCUC